Molecule: messenger RNA, 938 nt
Organism: Drosophila bipectinata
Lineage: Eukaryota; Metazoa; Arthropoda; Insecta; Diptera; Drosophilidae
Gene: Vps37B
Product: vacuolar protein sorting 37B
Biological process (GO): protein targeting to vacuole; ubiquitin-dependent protein catabolic process via the multivesicular body sorting pathway; protein targeting to membrane
Cellular component (GO): ESCRT I complex
Source: RefSeq, a predicted model, not a curated record
AGCCACACCAUAAUAGUCAUAGAAAUUAAAGUCGCAAAAUUGAUAUUGUAAAGUAUUUCGAAGGAAUAGCAAGUAAACAACGAAAAUGUACCAGGAAUACCUCAACCAGCUUCGGACCUCCAUCGCGCCACUGGGCUCCGAUGAGCUGAAGGAGCUGCUGAACGACGACGAUAAGCUGGACGAGAAAGUGGACGAGGUGCUGGAGGUGCUGCGGACGGAAAAGACUAGCGUCUUUGAGGACAACAGGAGUCGGGCAGAGCGCAACAUUGAGCGGGAGCCACAAAUCAUAGAACUGCGCGGUCGUGUGGCAGAGCUCUCGGAGGAAGGUCGCACCAGGUGCGCCGCCGUUCAGGAAAAGCUCGGCCUGGUGAAGGAGAAGACUGGAGGAACGGGCCCGGAAACGGCGUUAGCCUUGCUCCAAACUGCCGCCUCAGAGAGUGAGGAACAGACCGAGGAAAUGAUCAAAAAGUUCAACGACAAUGAUCUGGGGGUGGAGGCUUUCCUGGAGGAGUUCCUUGCCAGCCGGCGGACUAUGCACCUACGGCGCCUUAAAGCGGAGAAGAUGCAGGAUUUGAUGCGCAAGCAGCGCCAGGGACCACCACCAGCAGCUUCUCUGCCAGCCUACGGCAACGUGUCAUCCAGCGGAUUCUAUCCAUCAGCCACGGGUUCUGCUCCAUAUCCGAUUAUGGGCCCCAUGAUGCCAAUGCCCCCACCAUCCCGACCCUACUGAGACUUGGAUCUAGUCCUGGUAACUGCCAUGGGGGAAAGGGUGGUAUGAUGUGACGCAACAAGCCAACUGCAGGCGUGUUUUUUUUUCUAUAUAAUUGGAGAACUGCGUAAUUCCAGACAUUGCAAGUGCCCUCGUGGUGCACCCGCUCGAUGAGUCAUGCACCCACUCCAGAAUAUCGGUAUAAAGCGCAUCGUUAUCAAGUUAAAAA